AUGAACACUGUCCGCGGAGUUGGCUUUGGCGUGACGACUUCCAGGCCUGCCGCUGAGGUGAAUUCUUCGGAAACGGAUCAUCAGGCUAUCAGCACAUGGUCGCACAACGACUCGCUGUGUCAACAAGCCAUCGCUCGCUGUAGUUUUGGUGCCCUGGUCCCGGCCGGCGUCAAAGUGUCCUUUGCGAACCUUGCCAAGCAGGCCCCGUUGAGUGAGCAGAUGGGUAGCCGCCUUCCGCGCCACGCCAUGACCUGGCGGAUCUGCUACGAGCCCGAUCUGGGCUACGUUGUUCAUACCCAGGCGUCCAGAAUUCUCGUCAACUCCGUCGCGUGGGACUGA
Messenger RNA from Thermothielavioides terrestris NRRL 8126, 339 nucleotides. RefSeq lists its product as uncharacterized. The record is from RefSeq and is a predicted model, not a curated record. Lineage: Eukaryota; Fungi; Ascomycota; Sordariomycetes; Sordariales; Chaetomiaceae. The transcript is spliced from 2 exons. The coding region runs from base 1 to 339 and encodes 112 amino acids.